Molecule: messenger RNA, 984 nt
Organism: Letharia columbiana
Lineage: Eukaryota; Fungi; Ascomycota; Lecanoromycetes; Lecanorales; Parmeliaceae
Exons: 1
Coding region: 1-984 (327 amino acids)
Source: RefSeq, a predicted model, not a curated record
AUGCCGAAUCAGUCACGUCCGACAUUCGAUUUUUGUCGUACUUAUGACGGUUCAGAACCAGCCUCCCGUUGGCUGAAGCGUCUUGAGUUUGAGUUGCGAGGAGAUUCUCGGAGUGGAAUCAUUGCCCCGGAGCACUAUUUGAGCUCUGUGGAUCUACUUCUUGUGGGGGACGCAGCCGAUUGGGCAGAGUCUUCACCAGAAAUCAGUACGCUUUUCGCCGGAUCUCAUACCAGCGAGUCAUUGGAUCGAUUCCUCUCGCUCUUCAAAGAGCGCUUUCCUACCAAGUCUAUCGAGACAAUUCCGACUACCUUUUCGGAAGAACUCGAAGACUUACAUCAGAAUGCCGAGGAGUCACUCACUUCGUACUAUCAGCGUACGAUACAAAUCACAUAUCGUUUCGGGGCCCGUGAUCGUCUUCCCGGAGGCCCACCCCUAUCAAUCCUCGAGUCGUCAAUACUAGACUUGAUCUACAGUGCGUUUCUCAAAGGUUUACAAGAUCUCGAGCUCCGGCGUAAGGCCAUUCGGGGGACUGUUACUGGGAUAUCUCUACACUCGACAUUUGUGUCUAUGGAACAGGCACACAAAUCACGAUUAAUUAUCAGGAAGAUCGAGUACGAGGAAGUUCAGUCACGGGAGGCCAUAUUCUACAAGGACGUCGUGAAGAGAAAUAUGUCUACAACACAGUUGGAAUCCAUAUGGGCUUCUUAUUCAGCGGGGAGUCGUGUGCCUGAACAGAGGGUCCCACCACAAUUUCUACUACCGUCUCCGAAUCCGAAGCAAGCUUCUCAGCCAGCGAUCGAAUCCAAAUCAGUCACCUGGGGUACGAGUGGUUUAGGUCCUCGGUCCAUUUUGAAGAAGAAUCAUUACGAGUCUGUUGCUACUGAAGCUACUAGGGCUGGGGCUGUUAUAGAUGCUGGGAGUAUUAGUGCGUCUGGACCGGUCUAUGGAUAUGAAGGAUAUGGUGUGGAUCAGGGUGUUGGCUAG